Messenger RNA from Saccostrea cuccullata (small rock oyster), 694 nucleotides. Its product is annotated as low affinity immunoglobulin epsilon Fc receptor-like. Bases 100 to 609 code for a protein of 169 amino acids. The record is from RefSeq and is a predicted model, not a curated record. The transcript has 3 exons. NCBI's taxonomy places the organism in Eukaryota, Metazoa, Mollusca, Bivalvia, Ostreida, Ostreidae.
AUUAAUCUCCUGCAACCGUUUUUAAUAUGGGAGACAAGUGCCACAUCAAGGCUUUUAUGUGCUAAAACAUGUUCGAAAUUGUCGUGUCUAUCCUUUUAUAUGGAUGAUCAAACUGGAAAUUGUCAGGUGUUUUCUGUUAAUAUUGAAAACCAAUCUGGUAAUAAAUCAAGUCCAUUGGAGCUUUAUCAAAGAGAAGGAACUUGUGAGGACUUCGGAUAUAUUUCCUUGCAAUCAACAAGGAAAUGUUUAAAAUUAUAUGAUACCCAAAUGACGUGGUUAAAAGCCAAUAACACCUGUGCCUCAGCUGGUGGAAAAUUAUUCGGUAUUACGUCAUCUGUAAUGUUUGAUGAGGUUCUAAAUGCAACAUCUCGAAAAGACCCGUCGUUUCACAUUACCUUGAUCGAUGGAACAGAUAUUGAUUCAGAAGGAAAUUGGGUGUAUUCUGAUGGAUCCCCUCUUCUCUAUCAUCUGUGGGAUACUGGCGAGCCCGAUGGUGGAACAGAUGAAAACUGUUUAUGUAUGAUUGGUGAAUUUUUUCACGACGGACCGUGUGACUCAUCCAUGGUUAGAUUUAUUUGUGAGAAACAGUUUACAUUAUCGCUAAAAUAACUUCCUCACUUGGAAAUAUAUGUACAUGAGUAAACAAGUGGGACAAUUUGUUUGGCUGGUUAUAAAAUCAAUAUGUUAUGUAUUC